This is a messenger RNA of Anolis sagrei ordinatus, 3877 nucleotides long. It is a transcript of the gene SLC35E2B, whose product is annotated as solute carrier family 35 member E2B. Gene Ontology annotation, cellular component: Golgi apparatus. The record is from RefSeq and is a predicted model, not a curated record. Gene Ontology annotation, molecular function: antiporter activity. NCBI's taxonomy places the organism in Eukaryota, Metazoa, Chordata, Lepidosauria, Squamata, Anolidae.
CUGCGCAUGUCAGCCUUUCCGUCUCUGUCUCCCCCCUUUCCUCGUUGACAGUGGAAGCGUCCUCAGUGAUGGCGGCGGAGGAGGAGGGCGAGACCAAGGCCAAAGCAGGGAAUGGGACUGUUUUCAAGAGAAAGCACCCUAGGUUUCAUACCUGCGAGGUGAGCUUUGGGAGACAUCCUCAGCCUCGCCAAAAGAACUGACCGCAGCCCGUCCUUAGUGUGGUCGAUGCUCGCAGAACCCAAGGCCGGUCUCAUCCUCCAAGAUGGCCACCGGCGGCCCGAGUCCAGACUGUCCCCUCCCGGAUCCGAGCCUUGCCACUUCGGCUCUGCUCCCGGAAGAGAAGCAGCCCAGGAGCAAAGGCCUCCAGCUGGGCUCCCUCUUCCACGGCCGGAGCGAGAGGUUUGUCUUGGCCCGGAGCGACAGCGUGCCCGAGGAGAACGUCCUGAAGAUCACCAUCACCGAGACCACUGUCAUUGAGUCCGAUCUGGGCAUCUGGAACUCCCAUGCGCUCGUCUACCUCACCUUGUGGUUCUUCUUCAGCUUUUGCACACUGUUCCUGAACAAGUACAUUCUGUCGCUACUGGAGGGGGAGCCAAGCAUGCUGGGUGCCGUCCAGAUGCUCUCCACCACGUUCAUUGGCUGUGUCAAGAUGUUUGUCCCCUGCUGCCUGUACCAGCACAAGGCCCGCCUCUCGUACCCGCCCAACUUCAUCAUGAUCAUGCUGUUUGUGGGACUGAUGAGGUUUGCCACGGUUGUCUUGGGCCUGGUUAGUCUGAAGAACGUGGCCGUGUCCUUCGCGGAGACGGUGAAAAGCUCGGCCCCCAUCUUCACGGUGAUCAUGUCCCGCAUGAUAUUGGGGGAAUACACUGGUCUGUUGGUGAACCUCUCCCUCCUUCCCGUUAUGGGAGGCCUUGCUCUCUGCACUGCGACCGAGCUCAGCUUCAAUGUCCUGGGCUUUUCUGCAGCUUUGUCAACUAACAUCAUGGACUGCUUGCAGAACGUGUUCUCCAAAAAACUGCUCAGUGGAGACAAGUACCGUUUCUCCGCACCAGAACUGCAGUUCUAUACGAGCGCUGCCGCUGUCAUCAUGCUGAUUCCAGCUUGGAUCUUUUUCAUGGAUGUGCCAGUGAUUGGGAAGAGCGGGAGGAGCUUCCAGUACAACCAGGACAUUGUUGUGCUGCUCCUCAUCGACGGCGUGCUUUUCCAUCUGCAAAGCGUCACGGCCUACGCCUUGAUGGGCAAGAUUUCUCCCGUGACGUUCAGCGUCGCCAGCACCGUCAAGCACGCUCUGUCCAUCUGGCUCAGCAUCAUUGUGUUUGGCAACAAAAUCACCAGCCUCUCGGCCAUCGGAACGGUGCUAGUGACAGUGGGGGUCCUGCUCUAUAACAAAGCCAAGCAGCACCAGCAGGCCACCAUCCAGAGCUUAGCGGCCGCCUCCUCCCCACUCUCCCCGCAGAUGGCCAGCAAAGACACGGAGCCGCUCAUUCCAACAGAUUUAAAGCCGUUCAAAUGAGUCGGCCCUUGGAGGAUUUUUCGCCGUGAAUGUUUUGUUUUCCGGAAGUGCUUCCUCUGGGAACUAGGAGAGCCAGGACCCCAACGCACGGCAGGCUUUGCCAUCCAGCAAAGAGCACUUUUGACAAAUGUUGAUGGUGCUCGCCUCCACGGGGCCCAGAAACCGUAGCAAGAGGAUCACUGUCCGACCAGCAAAAGGGAAGCGUAACCACUAGUGUGUCCCAUUUGCUGCAAGACUCAGACAAAUCGCCUCUAGGCAUGGAUACCACUGCCUUUCCCUAUACCGAGCCCUUCUCGAAGAGUUGCAAUCCUGUGCACCGACCACUUGAAAUGGUAAACGCAAUACAAUGCAAUAUGCUUCUGAUCUGAAUCGCGCAACGGGUUCUUAGGACAGGAUUGGGAUUUUGCAAAAUGAUAUUUUGCAAAAGGAAUAGCGGCCGUUUUGCGAUUGCAGUUUCCUGCAAGGAAGCAAUAAACGAGGCUUUGGAAGUGUAUGAAGCCCGUUCCCAGAAGAGUCCCUCUUUCAGACGUUUCAGUAUGGCAGCCCUCUGUCCUCUUCUCUCUUACACCUGAUCGUACGAGGGUUGAAUGAAAAGUAAUGCCUCCACCUUUGUUACUUGGGUUUGGAUGAAAAUAUUUUAAUAAAUCAAAUGCAGAAAUAAUUGUCGAAGGCUUUCAUGGCUGGAAUUGUUGUAGGUUUCUUCAGGCUAUGUGGCCAUGUUAUAGAGGCACUCUCUCCUGACGUUUCGCCUGCAUCUAUGGCAAGCAUCCUCAGAGGUAGUGAGGUCUGUUGGAAGCAGAAAAAAUGCAUUUAUAUAUCUGUGGAAUGACCAGAGUGAGACAAAGGAGUUUUUUCUGUUGGGGCUAGGUGUGAAUGUUUCAGCUGAUCACCUUGAUCACCUUGAAAUCCACAAGCAUGUGGACAAUUUCAACAGAAAGGGAGAAACCAUGAAAAUGAACAAAAUCUACCAGUAUUAAAAAACUCAAAAAUUACAACAGCAAAACAACAGAGGGGAAACAAACAGGCACAUAAAAUCACUCUCAGCAAAAGAUUCCCCCCAGGUACUUCCAAGCCAUUGAACGCUAAUCAAGGUGAUCAGCUGAAAAACCUACAACAACCCAGUGGAGGCAUUCCUUUUCACUUUAACCUCACAGCCGUUCAAUGCUAAGGCUUCCCGCCAAAAUGGAACUGUAGAGGAGAGUCUACGGAACAAGCCAGUACCUGCUGCAUACCAGUACGGCCAUCUGUUGAGGAGUUACCAAGGUGGAGGCAUUACUUUUCACUUUAACAACACAGCCAUUCAAUGGUAAGGCUUCCUGCCACAAUGGAACUGUAGAGGAGAGUCUACUGAACAAGCCAGUACCAGCUGCUUACCAGUACUUCCACCUGUUGAGGAGUUACGAAGGUGGAGGCAUUACUUUUCAUUCAACCCUCGUACUAAUGGGCCAUCUAAUGCAGGCAAGGGAAAACAAGCUUACCCUUACGGCCCCAAAAGAAGAACUCGUCAGCAUCACCAACAUAAAUUUGGUGCAAAAUAUUUGACCCGAAUUGGCUGAAGUACGUCAUCCAGCUUUGUUUUGAAGCCGUCCAGAGGGACUUGCGCUUCUAGGUGGAUACUGGGUCCUCGAGGCACUAUGUCUUUCCUAUUCAUGUCUUCUUGCUGCAAGUAUCGCUAUCCACAGCUGUUGCAGGCAACUACAUAACCCACUCGCCAUCCAUUCCAGCAGGAUUAAGUUGUAAACAGAACAGGGAUUUGGGUCUUCCCUGCCAAAGACCGUUUUGUUUUGUCCUGUGCGUUUAGUUCCUCGAAAGUCGAGCUCCGAGAACUUGUUCCGUAGCUAAAUAGAGAGAGCUAGUUGCUGCUCGUUCCUUCCUCCAACUAGUAUUUGGCCCUAUUGGCAAACCACUUUCUCUGGAAACCACCCCAGAGAGCUACCAGAAGGUUGGGUUGCUGUGAGUUUUCCGGGCUGUAUGGCCAUGUUCCAGAAGCACCUUCCACAGAUAUAUAAAUUCAACUUGUUUAGUUUCCAACCUCACAACCUCUGAAGAUGCCUGCCAUAGAUGUGGGCAAAACUUCAGGAGAGAAUGCUUCUAGAACAUGGCCAUGCAGCCCGGAAAACUCUCAACCCAAUGAUUCUGGCUGUGAAAGCCUUCGACAAUAUGCCAGAAGGUUGUGUGCUAUCCACUUACUCCCGACCCCGUUUCUGCCUUUUGGUGGAUUUGGUGCCCCGAAAGGCAGGUAGUUGUUAACUUUGUUGUUGUUGUUGUUGUUGUUUUUCUACAAAAGCAAAGUUGAGAUUUUUUUUCCGGUCUACCACAAUAAUAAAAUUGGGCUACUUCCAGAUGUAGUUGUGGCAAUCUGAA